Diprion similis is the source of this 2408-nucleotide messenger RNA. It is a transcript of the gene Edem1, whose product is annotated as ER degradation-enhancing alpha-mannosidase-like protein 2. Gene Ontology annotation, biological process: mannose trimming involved in glycoprotein ERAD pathway; carbohydrate metabolic process; endoplasmic reticulum mannose trimming. The record is from RefSeq and is a predicted model, not a curated record. Gene Ontology annotation, cellular component: membrane; endoplasmic reticulum. Gene Ontology annotation, molecular function: calcium ion binding; mannosyl-oligosaccharide 1,2-alpha-mannosidase activity. Bases 227 to 2266 code for a protein of 679 amino acids. The transcript has 2 exons. Lineage: Eukaryota; Metazoa; Arthropoda; Insecta; Hymenoptera; Diprionidae.
GCGCUGGCUGUCAGUCGGACUGUCGAAGUGCGGCUAAUCGUUUCGAAAAUGCGAUAAUAACGGAGCAAAAAUCUAUCUCUGUGUGCGGUUUAAAUAAUGUGCAAUAAGAAAAGUGCGGUCUUUUUUCACCCAGAAAACUGUUUCAUUAAUACCGAGUUAAGCCGGUGAAAAACAGUGAAAACUAACCUCAAACAAGAGGAAACUGAGAGGUUAGAACGCAAGGAAAAUGCCUCGCAUCGCAUCGCAGCUGCUGAUCAUCCCUUUAAUUAUCAUCGGGACGACUCAAGCGGUGAGAAACUAUGACCGAGAAGACCUUUUGACACUCCGCGAGGAGGUGCGGACUAUGUUUAAUCACGCUUAUUCAAGCUACCUAACCUACGCUUAUCCUUACGACGAGCUUCGCUCGCUGAGCUGCGACGGUUUUGAUACGUGGGGCAGCUACUCCCUGACACUGAUAGACGCGCUGGACACCCUGGUUGUUAUGGGAAAUUACACGGAGUUCAAGAGGGUCGUCGAUAUUUUGAGCUCGCGCGUGGACUUCGAGGAGAAUAUAAACGUCUCAGUUUUUGAAACGAAUAUCAGGGUCGUCGGUGGACUUCUCAGUGCCCACCUUCUCUCCCACAAGGCCGGACUCGAUCUUGACGCCGGAUGGCCGUGCAAGGGUUCACUCCUUCGCCUUGCCGAAGACGUAGCGAAGCGUAUAAUUCCUGCAUUUGAUACGCCGACCGGAAUGCCCUAUGGCACUGUAAACCUGAAGCAUGGUGUUCCCGACGGGGAAACAAGCAUCACCUGUACCGCCGGUAUCGGUACCUUCAUCCUUGAGUUUGGAACGCUAUCGAGACUCACUGGGAAUCCUCUCUACGAGGAGGUCGCCCUCAAUGCUAUGAAGGCCCUGCAUCAUUACAGAUCAAAGAUCGGGCUUCUCGGCAACCAUAUCGACGUGUUGACGGGACAUUGGACGGCUCAGGACUCGGGAAUUGGUGCUGGAAUCGACUCAUAUUUUGAGUAUUUGGCAAAGGGCGCGCUGCUCCUUCAAGACCCGUUACUCGUCGCUAUGUUCAAUGACCACAAAGCGGCGAUUGAGAAGUACAUGAAAAAGGAGGACUGGCAUUUAUGGGUCUCGAUGUCGAAGGGCCAGGUCACUCUGCCUGUCUUUCAGUCCCUGGAGGCCUACUGGCCUGGCGUUCUAAGUUUCUUUGGCGACAUAAGCAGCGCCAUGAAAUCUCUCCACAACUACCAUCAGGUGUGGAAGCAGUUCGGAUUCACUCCAGAGUUUUACAACAUACCGCAGGCCGACGCUGGGGCUAAUCGCGAGGGCUAUCCUCUGAGGCCGGAACUGAUAGAGUCCGUGAUGUAUCUUUACAGGGCGACGAAAGAUCCGUACCUAAUCGAGGUUGGAGUCGAUAUUCUCAGGAGUUUGCAGCACAGCGCAAAAACGAGUUGCGGAUACGCGACGAUAAACGACGUCAGGGAUCACAGAAAGGCGGACAGAAUGGAAUCCUUCUUUCUGGCCGAGACGACAAAGUAUCUUUACCUGCUUUUCGACCCGGAUAAUUUCAUCCACAAUGACGGACAACGAGGCACCGUCAUCAAGACUGAAUCUGGUCAAUGCGUCAUUGACGCCGGUGGCUACGUCUUUAACACGGAGGCGCAUCCGAUCGAUCCUGGCUCUCUUCACUGCUGCAAAAAGAUGGAGGGUAUUUUUCCCAGCAAGAAAUCAAUGCUGAAGAAAUUCGUUGUGGCCAAAAAUGAGGAGAGAAUCGAACCCGACAAAGGAUCAGGGGAUAACGAAAACGCCCCUGUUGAAGUGAUCAAGCUGUCGCAGAUACAACUUGACCCGGAAGAAGAGCCUUCGAUAAAGACCGAAGAAAUAGAAGCUGAGAAAGCGGCCAACGAAGCUUUGCCCGAGGCAAAUAAUUAUAGCCAAAAUAUAUCCAGAUCUGAAAUGCCGAAAAUCGAAGUCGUCGCUCCGCCAAACACCAUAUACAAGGCUGACGACAGCGAUGGGAUAGAUAUUUUCGAAGUACCUGCCGGUGUCAAUGGAGAGUAUCCAUCGAUGGCGGAAGAGGAAAACAAUACGCAAACCACUUACAAUAAGCCAAAAUUUUCAAAGAGAAAUAAAUUCGAGCCGGAUGUCAUGUUGGAGAAUAUUAGAAAUAGUAAUAUGUAUCCUAUUAAUGAGUCAACGCGAUUUGACUAUCAACUAUUGUCGUGCCAGUCGCAACCGUUUCUCCAACGCAUAUCUAUUAUUGGUGAAUUCUUUUGAUUUCGGUAUGUAACACGAAUAUCCGCGUACUGUAAUAUAUAAAUUGUAUUGUAUAUUAAUUGUCGAUAGUAGUUAUUUAAAAAACAAUAUCGGGGUAAGAUUAUCAAAUUUUUCAUACUUUCCAACGAAUGAAAUACGCGUG